GUGACAUUAGUAGGAAGGCAGGAGGGAGACUCAUAUGGGGCUAGCUACCAUGUAACACCUUGGAUCAGGUGGGCAAGGAGUGAGGACAUUCCCCUACAGGCCAAGCCUGUGACUUACUGGGAAGUGUAGUCCUGAAUCCCCACCAUGCAGGAUGUCAUCAGGCAGGUGGUCUGGGGGAGACCGCAGUGUAGCGUGGCUUCUCCCGGGGGCUGAUAGUGAGAUUGCCAGCUGUGAUCACUGGUUUAGUCCUGGCAGCGGCAAUAUGGUGACUGGGAUGGCAGCAGGGUCUCUCUCAUUCCCGGUGUGACAAGGGAUGGCAGGUGAUGACUGGCAGAUACCCAGGGACAGAGCAUUAUGUGGAGCUGUCAGCAGCGCCAAUCAUGCAGACUCCCUGAUAGUGGCGGGCCUCAAAGCCCUAGCUGUACCACCUCUAGUUCCACCCAUGGCCCAGGGGAGGGCUGACAAGCUGACUGACAGCCUCAUCCUGGUCACGGGCGGACCACCCAAAUCCACCUAUGAGUAUAUCUCAUCAGCGCACUUUAGUAGUGUGUCUGGAUCCUUUUGAUUCUUCCCCUCCAAACAGACAAAUGUGUCCAGCACCAGCUAGGCUGCACAGGGCAUAUGCGGGUAUCUCUGAGAGCCCGAUAUAGCAGGAGGGUGCCGUCAAAAACCAGUGAUCCACUCAGAGACCUACCGCCAUCACAGCCAGACACGUGUGCAAAUCACGCUGGGCUUUGGAGGUCUGAAUACAGACACCGGAAUCCUGACAGCCGAGAAUGCCGAUAGCUGCGCCAAGGAUAUUCACACUCGUAUCCACGACACCCAUAGAGUGGGAAUAGAACCUGUGGCAAGCGCUCACCACCUGCCGGCAUUCUGGUGGCUGGGAACCUGGGGACGGUAUUCUGACCUCCGAGAUUCAUAUCCCAACCCCUUUUGAGAAUUGCAGAAGUUUGGCUUUACUAUCUGCAGUCCUGCUGAGCAAUGGAUGCAAGUGAUACAACGUCAACCAUCCACAUUAACACAACACAGCAUAUAUCUACACCUGGGUCCAGCGAGGCUCACACCACUCGCCCGUCUCCGGCUGGGUCCAGCGAGGCUCACACCACUCGCCCGUCUCCGGCUGGGUCCAGCGAGGCUCACACCACUCGCCCGUCUCCGGCUGGGUCCAGCGAGGCUCACACCACUCGCCCGUCUCCGGCUGGGUCCAGCGAGGCUCACACCACUCGCCCGUCUCCGGCUGGGUCCAGCGAGGCUCACACCACUCGCCCGUCUCCGGCUGGGUCCAGCGAGGCUCACACCACUCGCCCGUCUCCGGGUGGGUCCAGCGAGGCUCACACCACUCGCCCGUCUCCGGCUGGGUCCAGCGAGGCUCACACCACUCGCCCGUCUCCGGCUGGGUCCAGCGAGGCUCACACCACUCGCCCGUCUCCGGCUGGGUCCAGCGAGGCUCACACCACUCGCCCGUCUCCGGCUGGGUCCAGCGAGGCUCACACCACUCACCUGUCUCCAGCUGGGUCCAGCGAGGCUCACACCACUCACCUGUCUCCAGCUGGGUCCAGCGAGGCUCACACCACUCACCUGUCUCCAGCUGGGUCCAGCGAGGCUCACACCACUCACCUGUCUCCAGCUGGGCAGCGAGGCUCACACCACUCACCUGCUCCAGCUGGGUCCAGCGAGGCUCACACCACUCACCUGUCUCCAGCUGGGUCCAGCGAGGCUCACACCACUCACCUGUCUCCAGCUGGGUCCAGCGAGGCUCACACCACUCACCUGUCUCCAGCUGGGCAGCGAGGCUCACACCACUCACCUGCUCCAGCUGGGUCCAGCGAGGCUCACACCCUGCACCCACUCACAGUACUUACCUCUCCAUCAAUGCUGCAGAAAUCACUGGGAAAAUGA
Messenger RNA from Pseudophryne corroboree (corroboree frog), 1899 nucleotides. Its product is annotated as sialidase-like. NCBI's taxonomy places the organism in Eukaryota, Metazoa, Chordata, Amphibia, Anura, Myobatrachidae. The record is from RefSeq and is a predicted model, not a curated record.